AUGAAAUUUAGUUCCAGUGCUUUGUUAGCCAUUUUAUCGGCUAUAGUCACUGUUCAAGCAGGUUCCACCAAGAAGGUUUCAUACGAAGGUGUUGGAUACUCAGGUUCAUACCAAGAUGUCACUGCCAUGGACGAAGACUCGGGAUCUUGUAGUCAAGAAUCUAAGAGUUUCUCUGGUAAGUUGGCUCCAUUAGAUGAAGAAUUAUCUGCUCACUUCAGAGGUCCUUUGAAGUUAUUGCAGUUUGGUGUCUACUACCCAUCUUCAGGAUCUAGCAACAAAAAGAGAGAAGAUGAAGAAGAAUGUACCACCAAACACGUUCACCACAAGCAUAAGAGAGCCACUGAAGUCGUUGAAGUCACCCAAACUGUCAUUGUUGAUGGUAAUGGUAAUACCCAAACCUCAUUAGCCACCACCACUGCCACUGCCGGUUCUGGUAACGAUGACGAUCAAGACACCACUCAAACCUCUACUGCAUCUGCUGCUGCCACCGGUGGCUCUGGUUCUGGCUCUGAUUCCGGUUCCAAGAAGGGCUCUUCUGCCUCUUCAUCCUCGAGUGCUUCUUCUUCUGAAUCAUCUUCUGAAUCAUCUUCUGAUUCUUCUGUCGCUGCUGGUGACUGGGAAAGGGUUGCUUACUAUACUCCAGGUUCUGCUGACAACGUCACCUUCUUAAACUACUAUGGUGGUUCUGGCUCUGGGGUCUGGUCUUCUUCUUUCGGUAACUCCUUGUCUUACGCUAACAGCGAUGCCUCUGGUGGAUCAUCAGAGUCUGUCGCUUUAGAUGAAACCACAAUUGACUCUAAUGUUGAAUAUGUUAUCAUGUCUGGUUCUAAGUGUGACGGUGACGACUGUGGUUUCUACAGAGAAGGUAUUCCAGCUUACCACGGGUUCGAUGGUAACACCAAGAUCAUGGUUUUCGAAUUCGAAAUGCCAACCGCUACUGACUCUGCUUCUUACAACUAUGAUAUGCCAGCUAUCUGGUUAUUGAAUGCCAAGAUUCCAAGAACCUUACAAUAUGGUAACGAAAAAUGUUCUUGUUGGAAAACUGGUUGUGGUGAAUUAGACUUAUUCGAAGUCAUCACUUCUGGCUCUGAUGAAUUAAUCUGUCACUUACAUGAUGGUCAAGGUAGCAAUGGUUCUGCCCAAGGUGGUGGUGGUUCUUCUGACUACUUCGAAAGACCAACUUCUGGUUCUAUGAAGGCUGCUGUUAUCUUCAGCAAUGGUGAAAUUAAUGUUGUUCAAGUUGAUGAUGACUUCGGAAGCUCUCUUGACUCUUCCACUGUCAAGUCAUGGACUAGUCAAUCCGGUUCCAAGGCCAUCCUUCAAGGUUAG
Molecule: messenger RNA, 1329 nt
Organism: Debaryomyces fabryi
Lineage: Eukaryota; Fungi; Ascomycota; Pichiomycetes; Serinales; Debaryomycetaceae
Gene: TOS1
Product: Tos1p
Exons: 1
Coding region: 1-1329 (442 amino acids)
Cellular component (GO): fungal-type cell wall
Source: RefSeq, a predicted model, not a curated record